AAAGGACAUUUAAAUGGCUACACUCUGCAGAACUGUACAGUCGCUCGCGCUGUCAUGAAAUAACUUCAUUCUUAUUUCACUCCUGGUCAUUUAUUUGCGGUUUGCUUUUCUGCGUUUCUUGUAUUGCAAAUAGAGAUUCAAAUCACUCGUAUACAUCUACGCACGAAAAGCCACCAAAAAUGAGCGAGGAGGAAGACACAUUGGUGAAAACUAGACAUGCAUUUGAAGAUCUGUGUCGAGCACUGAAUAUGGAUGAGGAGUCGAGUAACAGUGCAUGGAGGAGUUAUGAAAAUAUCAGCAAAAAUUACACUCUGGAGGGCAGUGACCUGCACUGGUUGGCGUGUGCGCUGUAUGUGGCCUGCAGGUCUUCAGUGCCCACUAUAGGCAAAGGCACAGCGGAGGGCAACUACGUAUCGCUGACCAGGAUCCUGCGCUCCUCACAGCAGAGCCUGAUCGAGUUUUUCAAUAAAAUGAAGAAAUGGCAGGACAUGGCCAACCUGCCCAUCGAGUUCCAGCAGAGCACAGAGAAACUGGAGAGGAACUUCACCGUCACGUCUGUCAUCUUCAAGAAAUAUGUGCCCUUAUUCAAAGACAUCUUCAAGGCGCCCACAGAUGAAUUACCCAGAGUGCACAGAGGCAGGAAACAGAGACGACAUCCCUGCACCGUCACUGAGGUGUUCAAUUUCUGCUGGAUCCUGUUCAUACAUGCGAAAGGAAACUUCCCAAUGAUCAGUGAUGAUCUGGUGAACUCGUAUCAUCUGCUCCUGUGUGCUCUGGAUCUGGUUUACUGCAACGCUCUGCUGGGCUCCAGUCGUAAAGAUCUGCUCAACCCAGCCUUUAAAGGGUUGCCUGAGGACUUCAACAGUAAAGAUUAUAAGCCAGGCCCAGGCUCAUUGUGUUUCAUAGAGCAGCUGUGUGAACUCCAUGAUGGGCUGGUGCUGGAGGCCAAAGGAGCAAAGGAGCAUUUCUGGAAACCCUUCAUCAAGAAACUCUUUGAGCGCAAGGUUUUGAAAGGAAAAGAAGACACGCUGACAGGAUUUUUGGAGCCGGUGAAUUUUGGUGACAGUCUUGCUUCUCUAAACCGUGUGUAUGAGGAACAUGUGUUAUCGUCCGGUUCUCUGGAUGAGAGAGUAUUUCUGGGAGAAGCGGCCAGGGAAGACAUCGGUACCCCAGGACCUUGUUUCUGUGAAGGGAUAGAGAACCAGGAACAACCCAGCAACUAUAUGACAGCGUCUGCUCUGAAAGUGUGUACUCCUUUGACAGGAAGGAGGUACGUGCCGGAGAGCAGCGUGGGUACCCCCGUUUCCAUGGCGAUGCAAAGUGUGGGCCGUCUGCACACGCUGCUGACAGGAUUCAAAUACAGACCCAGCACGAGACUCAGAGACGUAUUCAGAUCUUGUGUAAGAGACCCCAGUGAGUCCAUAGCAGCAAGGCUGAAGGAUAUGUCAGAGAUCUUUCUUCAGAGUUAUCAGGGAACAGGAGAGGAGAGCAAGAAUCUGGCCAGAGAUGUUGCAGUGAAGUAUUUUUGCUUGGCUGAGGCACUUUAUUACAAAUCCCUGGAAGUGAUCAUCAGCCAGGAGAAGAAAAGGCUUGGAGACGUGGACCUGUCUGGCAUUCUAGAGCAGGACGUAUUCCACCGGUCACUGAUCGCCUGCUGUCUGGAGAUCGUCAUCUUCUCGUACAGACCACCGGGAGAGUUUCCCAGAGUCCUUCAGAUAUUUGACCUCCCCGCUUAUUACUUUUACAAGGUGAUUGAGGUGUUGGUGCGGGCGGAGGAGGGUCUUUUCCGGGAGGUCGUCAAACACCUGAACCAUGUUGAGGAGCAGGUGCUGGAGUCCCUGGCGUGGAAAGGAAACUCCCCGCUGUGGGAGAGCAUCCGAGAGGCCAAGAACUGUGUUCCCGCCUGCCAGGAGGUAAUGCCGCCUCAACACCUGGAGGACGGUUCAGGAAGCACCACACACACUCCCAACAAGACUGAGUUCAGCAGUAAGAUUGCAGGAAAAGGAGUUUCUCCGUCCCCUGCGUCUCUCCAUGACCGCUAUAGCUCGCCCCCUACUGGCACAGCCUGCCGGCGCCUCUUUGUGGAUGGAGACACAACCUCUGAGCCUGCUCAAACUGUGAAAGUGGCCCAGCCGUCUCUGGUCAGCACCAUCUCCGCUGGCCAGACGGUGGUCACCAUGGCAACAGCGACUGUCACCGCAAACAACGGCCAGACUGUCACCAUACCUGUUCAAGGAAUAGCAAAUGAGAGCGGUGGCAUCACAUUUAUCCCGGUGCAGGUGAGCGUGACGGGUCAGGGUGGGGGGGCGCUGCCAACCCUCAGUGCCCAGGCUCUGACGGGCACCCUGACGGCAACACACACAGGACCGGUCCAGAACAACCCCAGCCCUGCCAAAACGGACAAGAAGAGCCCUCAGCAGGGAACACCCACCCAACGAGCACAGAAGACCGGCUCCCUCUGCCUGUUCUUCCGCAAGGUGUAUCACCUGGCUAGUGUGCGCCUCAGAGACCUGUGUGCUAGACUGGACAUCAGCGCUGACCUGCGCAGGAAGAUCUGGACGUGUUUCGAGUAUUCACUGGUGCACUGCACUGACCUGAUGAUGGACCGGCAUCUGGACCAGCUCCUCAUGUGUGCCGUCUACGUCAUGACUAAGGUGACGAAAGAGGACAAGUCCUUCCAGAACAUCAUGAAGUGCUACAGGUCUCAACCUCAGGCCAGCAGCAGUGUGUACAGGAGUGUGUUGAUCUCUGGGAGGAAAAGACGGCAUUCAGGAACCAGUGAAAACCCCCACAGACAGAGCUCGCCCACUGAAGGAGGACAGGAGCAAGCCAGCGGUGAGAGCAGUCCGGUGUCCAUGCGCUCCAGCAGUACUCUCCCCAUCCCCCAGCCCAGCAGCGCCCCCUCCACCCCGACCCGGGCCCCCGGGGGCCCCCAGGAGCCGGACGAGGACAGGGGAGACCUCAUACGCUUCUACAACCACGUCUACAUCAAACAGAUCAAACCGUUUGCUCUGCGCUACUCCAGCAACUCGCCCAAAAAUGGGGCUGAAACUCCUCCCCUCUGUCCGUAUCCCUCUCUCCGCAUUGGCUCUCCUCGCCGGGUCCUCCUGUCCCACAAUCACUCCAUCUACAUCUCUCCACACAAGACCGGCUGCUCGGUUUCUCCACGGGACAAGAUCUUCUACUCCGUCAGCUCCAGUCCAUCUAACCGGCUCCGCGAGAUCAACGUGAUGAUCCGCACGGGCGAGACGCCCACCAAGAAGCGCAGCAUCGGCCUAGAGGAGGAGCAUCAGUCGCCCGCCAAACGGCUGUGCCAGGAGAACCAGACGGCGCUGCUCCGACGCCUGCAGGACGUGGCCAACGACCGCAGCUCCUCGCACUGAUCCCUCACACACACACACACACACACACACUGUGCCAGGUUCAUCAAGCCAAAGACACUCACACAUGCUGUUUAUAUUUAGAGGAAUAGUUCACUUCACACCAAAACAACAACAACAACAAAAUCACUCAAAAAAUCUGUUUCGCUACUUUUUAUGUGAAACACACAAUUCAUUUUUAUAUUUCCAAACAACUCUGGAAUAUCCUAUUGAGCCUCGCUUAUGACACGCAAGAGAGAACAAUAGAUACUGUGGCAUUGAAUUUAUAAUUCAUUCCCAUGACUUAAUAAUUCGUGCUCACUUUCAAUUCAUUCAUUCCCUUAUUUUAGGUAAAUCGUGGUCAUGUUGUACUAAUUCUUUCCCUCGUUUUACUUUAGUUCAGUGAUAACUACGAUACAGGUUUUCUUCUGUAUUCUGCAGGUCGCAUCUCUUCCAAAGACACUCAGACAUGCCGUUGACUCAUUCCUUGUUUUAGGAGACUUAUGGCCAUUUUGUACCUAUUUGUUCCCUCAUUUUAAUUGAGCUAAUAAUAGCCAAAAUUUCACUAAAAUAAAGGAGUAAAUUAGUACAACAUGGCCACAAUUUACUUAAAAUGAGGAAAUGAAUUAAGAAUUUGUUCCCAUGACUUAUUAAUUCGUCGCCAAGUUCUACUAAUUAGUCAAGUCAUCUUUAUUUAUAUCGCGCUUUUUACAAUACAGAUUGUAUCAAAGCUUCACUGUGAUAACAUAA
This is a messenger RNA of Rhinichthys klamathensis goyatoka, 4109 nucleotides long. It is a transcript of the gene rbl2, whose product is annotated as retinoblastoma-like 2 (p130). The record is from RefSeq and is a predicted model, not a curated record. Gene Ontology annotation, molecular function: RNA polymerase II transcription regulatory region sequence-specific DNA binding. The transcript is spliced from 22 exons. NCBI's taxonomy places the organism in Eukaryota, Metazoa, Chordata, Actinopteri, Cypriniformes, Leuciscidae. Gene Ontology annotation, cellular component: nucleus; transcription regulator complex; chromatin. The coding region runs from base 180 to 3383 and encodes 1067 amino acids. Gene Ontology annotation, biological process: regulation of transcription by RNA polymerase II; negative regulation of G1/S transition of mitotic cell cycle; cell differentiation.